Colletotrichum gloeosporioides is the source of this 999-nucleotide messenger RNA. RefSeq lists its product as uncharacterized. NCBI's taxonomy places the organism in Eukaryota, Fungi, Ascomycota, Sordariomycetes, Glomerellales, Glomerellaceae. The record is from RefSeq and is a predicted model, not a curated record. Bases 1 to 999 code for a protein of 332 amino acids. The transcript is spliced from 2 exons.
AUGUCUCACACUAUUCAUUCGUUCAGUACAAAGAGCACCUAUGUCCUCGUCUUGGUAUUUCUGCGCAUUAUCACAUUCGCUUGCGCUUCUCCCGUAACGACAGAGGCCAAACUCUCUCUUGAUGGACCGCUGACCAAGCGAGUCAAGACAUCAUUCCCUUCAUUUCCCGAGGAUUAUAAUGGCAGAAUUCAGAAGGGGAAGUGGCUCAAGGAGCUCUUCCCACUCAACAAUGAACAGGCUCAGGAGUAUAACGGGGGAGCUUCUAUCAUCAGUCCGUUCAGGGAACCAGAGGAUAUGUUUGAAUGGGGAUGGACGCAGGAAAACGCACGCUGGCCCUUCAACCCCGCCAAGGAGUGGCCGCAAUUCAAAGACGACUUGGACGAAUCAUUCGCAGAUCCCGACUUUCCGGUCGACAGGGAGAAGGGAAUGGCCUAUCACGCAAUUCAUGACCGGAAGUUUCGUUAUACAGAUCUACGGGUCGGAGAUCCAACGGGAGGGCAUUAUACCAACGUCGUGAACGCGCCCUCAGGAGCUUUCAUCUUCGAUUCGAACUUUAGUCCAAAGUACACGCAGUCUCAAAAUAAGAAAGGAGACGUUCCCGAUCUCGAUACUCUAUCCGACUUUGCUUACUUUCAAUGGUGGCUCGGUUGUGAGGCAAUGGGCAUCGAAAUGACCAACCUCAAGCUCAUCUUCCAAGCGCAUAUUGUCUACGCAAAGACCUUCGACAUUGUUAUACAAGCAUUGCGCGAGGAAGGGCAUCAGAAUGUGCCUGGCUGGGAUGAACGGAUUACGUUCCAAUUGGAUUCAGACCCGGGGCUUGCUAUUCUCGGCAGCCCCAAUGGCGCUUCAACAGCCUGGAUGCUUUUGCAGCACAAGUACAGACUGGGGUUGAAGGCUAUCAAGGAGGUUACCGUGUGGGGAACGAAUGGAGGCUUCCAGUUGGAUGCACCUAUAAAGGAUACGAAGCUGAACUUGAGGUUUACAGUUGUAGACGCUUAG